AUCAGGUACGGCCAGUAACACACCGACUUUACUACCAAAUAAAAGUUUAUUAAAAUAAAAAAUCUAGCUUCUCCUUAUUUAAAGGGUAAGCUAACAAAGAAAAUUAAAUUGCUUAUAUUUUUAUAUAUUUUCCCUUCAUAGAGAAAGACUGAAGAAGAGAGCAAAGCAAACGUUGGAAAAAAGAGAGGAUAGCUGUAAAAGGAAGGCAAGGAUAGAAAGUCACAUCAGUGGUGAAAGGAAGUUUCUGUUCAAAAGGGCUUGCUGAUGAAGCUGACCGCGCUGCUCCAUUGAAUAUGUUUUUUCUUUCUUGGUCGUGAUUCUCUAUUGCAUAUCAGGGAUCAUUUAAUGCUGAAAAUGGAUUUGGUGGUGCCCAAUUCUAAAGCGGUAAAUUAAGUUUAAAAGAAGAAUCUGGGACAUGCAGCGUGUGUGCUCCUUCAUGCUCUCCAUGUGUGCAUUCUGAACAAAUAGCAUCAAUGACAACAAAGACAGAUGGAUUUUCAGAUGAGGCCGGUCAAGAAAAGGAUAGUAACCAUUGCUCUUUUAAUGAUGCUGAUUUGUCAUCUCCUUGGGUAAAUAAUGCAUGCAAAGAUAGACAUCAUGCAAGCAGUGAGACAAGCCCCCCUCUCAGUGCAUGUUUGAGUCAUGAAUCCUUCUCUGAAAAUGCAGAGAGUGAAGAAACAUUGAGGGAUUGUAACAUCUCUAAAGACAUUAAGAUGAUUACAAAACCAAACCUGCUUCAAACUUGUGCAAGUAAUUGCAGUUCAAUGAAAGCACCGAUCUUUCAUGAUAAGGUCGUCUUAACUCAGCUUGAGCAGCAAGAGUCGGACUGCCUUGGAGAUAACAUCUCCUUUAUUUUUGGAUCAGACUACGUGAAGACAAGGGCUGGUGGCCAUAACGGUGAUGGAGACAAGAAACAUACAUCAUAUAGCUUGGCUUCAGUUGAUAGCUUCUCUGAGACUGAAAAGGCAGUUAAUGGUCAACCUGCUUCUUGUUGUUUAGUUAGUAGUCGUUGUGACAAGGUUGAUGAUAAUCAUCCAAAGAGGCCAAAUAGAUGUUCUAAUGAGUCCUAUCAGGAGAUUUUGUGUUGUUCAAACAAAUCUGACUUUUCAGAAGCUUCAUCCUUACGAGAUUCCGGUGCCAGUGCUAGAAAGGGAGAACUUUCUGAGUGGUCUGACGAACAUGUCCAAUCAUCUUUCGCAAGAGCAGAUGCCUUACAGUUUGGCAGGCAGAUUGGUGAUGAGCAUAAUAACUCUGCUGAAUCUAUGCAAGCUGAUACUGGAAUCAAUGGAAGAGAGCAAACUGCUGAAGUCAAGUCCACUACAGUGGUUAAGGAAGAUAAUAUGGAGGAAACUACUAUUGGAUCACGGACAGCUGCUUGUAGUGACGGAUCAGACAGCGCAGAGUAUGAAGUAAAAGUUUGUGAUAUAUGCGGUGACAUAGGAAGAGAGGAGUUGCUUGCUGUUUGUAGCAAAUGCAAUGAUGGGGCAGAACACAUUUAUUGCAUGCGUGUAAAGAUGGACAAUGUUCCCAAAAGUGAUUGGAUGUGUGAGGAAUGCCUGCCCAGUGAAGAAACUGAGAAGCAAAAACAAGACAAAUUAGAGGAAGGAGUUAGGAUUUUGAAAAAAUCAUAUACUUUAGAAUCAAAAAACAAAGGAUUGGACAUUGAGGAAAGAAAAGCAUAUAAAGUUAGUUCAACGCCUUUGUUCUCUAAGAGGCCUGCUGGCAGUUUACAAGCAGUUAGAAAAAGGCAUUUUGAAACAGCUUUGAAAUCACCUACCCCAUCAAGUUCCAGUGGCAAAACUGCAAAGCAUCAUUCUGGAGGCCACUCUUCUAGCACUUCUAUGAAAACUGUGCACCUUCCUACUGAAUCAAGUAGUAAAUCACCUAAAUUGUCAUCGCAAUCUCGUGUUUCAAAGGGAUUUCUUUUUAAGUCAAAAUCAUUCUCUGCUAUGAGCUUACAAGAGGAUGUCCAACCACUCAAGGAAGGUAGUUGGUGCAAUGAAGGAUUUGCUAAAGAAAAUGCUGCCAGUAAGAGCAGGGGGAGAGUUCAAAUGAUGUCUAAAUCUAUGUCAAUGAAGAAUAUGAAGUCAUAUGGUGUGAAUAAUGGUAAUCAUGACGUUGAAUUACUUCCUGAUUUUUCGUGUGGUGAGGAUUUGAAGAGAUCGAAGCAUGCAAACAGACAUCAUUCAACCAAGACAGAAAAUAAAUUGAGAUUAGCAAACUGUGAAUUGUUUGCAUCAAUGGCUGAUAAAAGAAUUGCAUCUCCUGGCAAAAUUAGUUUGCCACACUCUUCCAGUUCCUCUUAUAAUGAUCUAAUGACUGUGAAAGGUCUUGAAAUAUCUGAUAAUUCAGUGAAAAUAUCUGGUCACUCUGUGCAAAGAGAUUCUGCAAAUGAAGAGAAAAAGAGAGCUGUCAAUGUGAGGCAGCAUGUUGAGUGCUCUAAACAAGUAGUGCCUGGUACGGGUGCAAAGCAUUCAAAUGCCAGUGUCAAUUCUGAUGAACGGCCUUGCCUGAGAGAUUUGUCAAUGUUUGCUUCUGAAGUAAUUACGCCGCCUUGGAUUUUGGCUGUUCCACAGCUUGAUAAUACUUGGCAUGGCAAGUUUGAAAUUCAAAGGACUGGAGGACUUCCAUUAACUUGUGAUGGAAUGCAAGCACACUCAUCAACUUGUGCCUCGCAUAAAGUUCUUGAAGUAGUGCAAAAACUGCCUCAAAAACUAUUGUUGGAGGAAGCUCCGCGGUUGAGCAUGUGGCCCACUCAAUUCUUGAAAAGUCAUGCCACUGAAGAUAAUAUUGCACUAUACUUUUUUGCGAAAGACCUUGACCGUUAUGAAAGAAGCUAUAAGAACUUGUUGGAUAGAAUGGUUAAGAAUGAUUUCAGCCUCAAAGGGAACUUUGGUGGGGUUGAGCUUUUAAUAUUCUCUUCUAACCUACUUCCAGAAAAAUCACGGCGUUGGAAUAACUUGCUGUUUUUAUGGGGUGUAUUUAGAGGAAAGAGGACUCAUUGCUCAGGACAGAUUCCAGCCAUGUCUGCUUCUGAGAUUUUGCCCCCCUGUGGAAAGUUAAGUCAAAGUAUAUCUGCAUCCUUGGAAUCUUGUAAUACCCAACAAACAUUAAACUCCGGUACUUUUCAUGACUCAAAGGCAGUUACUUCUGGAAGAAUUGUUGAAGUUUAUGAAAUCAAAGCAUCUUCUUGCGAACAGAAACCCGCCAAUUUACAAACAAGUUGUAGCGAACAAGUAGGCAGGGUUGACUUAUCUCAGAGAGAAGAAAGAGAGUUGAAGAAAAGACCUGAAAUUGAUCUUAACUAUUCUCUUCAAGAAAGCCAAGACUAUUCUGCAGAUUGUGCGGAUGCUGAUGGAAGAGAUGACUGCAAGAGGCUGAAGAGUUGUUUUAGUGGAAUGAACAUAGAUAAUAAUAGCAUUAAAGAUAUAAAUGAUAGAUGUUCCAUCGCUAUAAAUGGAAAAGGUCCUAGCAUUUGUGGGGAGUUUAAGUGCGAUGGAGCUUUUGAUAUGUCAGUAGUUUCUCCUGCAUUAGAUUCGGUAGGUAAUAAGCAUAGCUGGAAGUCCUUGCAGCGGCAAGCUCUUUCAAAUGGCAGUGUGAAGAAUCAACCAGAUUCCAGUGUUUCAAGUCUUGCCCUUAUGCUUGGGGUUGGAAGGAGUUCGGCAGAUGAGAGAAAUAUGCCGCCAUUUUCCAUGCUGAUGGGCAAUAAAGAUUUACAAGAUCAGAACUCUGAAAGAGAAACAAGUGAUGACACUAAUCCUUCACUUGCACUUACCCUUGCAUUGCCACGUCCUAAAACGGGCGGCAGAGCAUUGAAACUUGAUUCAGAAAUGAAGUUAAUCAAGUGGCCAGAGGUGAAUACUACAUUGUCUCUUUUUGGUCUAUCUGCAGACUCUUAGGUUUUAGAAUAAUAGAGCUCAGACAGUGAUUUCCAAACAUUGUAUAUAUAGGAUGAUAGUUUCCAAACUUUACUAUGAAAAUCAUACACACAAGCUUUCUCACCAACUUAUGAAUAAUAGUUAAAACUGUCAAAUAAAU
This is a messenger RNA of Durio zibethinus, 4038 nucleotides long. RefSeq names its product ASI1-immunoprecipitated protein 2-like. Gene Ontology annotation, biological process: negative regulation of transcription elongation by RNA polymerase II. Lineage: Eukaryota; Viridiplantae; Streptophyta; Magnoliopsida; Malvales; Malvaceae. Gene Ontology annotation, molecular function: histone reader activity. The record is from RefSeq and is a predicted model, not a curated record.